This is a messenger RNA of Nezara viridula (southern green stink bug), 4262 nucleotides long. Lineage: Eukaryota; Metazoa; Arthropoda; Insecta; Hemiptera; Pentatomidae. The record is from the annotation of a GenBank genome assembly.
AAAUAUAAAAAUUUAAUUUAGUUUUAAUCAAUUUUAGGCUAAUUUUAUAAAAUCAUUAUGAUGACAUUUAUAAACAUAAUUAAUCAGUGCCCUAAUAUAUUCAGAUAUUUCAUAGUUAAUCUCACGAAAUCGAGAAUUAAAUUCAUUCCAUUAUUCUCUAACACUAAUUAAUACUAUAAAAACUGAUUCGCCAUUGCUUAAAAUUAAUUACUCGCCUUAUCAAUGAAAGUAAAUUACUUCACCUAGCACAGGUGUCUGUUUUGUGUUUGUGUGGUACAAGCCAUUAAAAUAUGGAUCAAUUCUUUUCAGUGAAUUUAGCAAGACAGUCAUUUCAAUCAUGACUCCUCAAUUAGAGUUUAAAGAGAAAACCGUAGGGUUUCACAUGAGUGUUGGAGAUGUGAAAUAACCCGAAUUAUGCAAAAAUGGCCAAUCGAAGACCAACAUAUUCUGUUUCAUCAGAAGCUUUGUCUCCUAGUUUAGCCUCAGAUCCUCUACGAGAACUAUUCGAAGCUUGCAAAAUCGGUGAUAUAAGCAAAGUUAAAAAGUUGAUUAACUCUCAAACUGUUAAUGCCAGAGAUACAGCUGGUAGGAAGUCAACUCCAUUGCAUUUUGCUGCAGGUUAUGGUCGAAAAGACAUAGUAGAGUUCCUUUUAGCUGCUGGUGCAUCGAUUCAAGCUCGUGAUGAUGGUGGACUUCAUCCUUUACAUAAUGCUUGUUCCUUUGGACAUGCUGAUGUUGUUAGAUUACUCUUAGAAGCUGGUGCAAAUCCUAAUACUCGAGACAAUUGGAACUAUACUCCGCUUCACGAAGCUGCCAUAAAGGGCAAAAUUGAUGUUUGCAUUGCCCUACUGCAGCAUGGUGCUGAUGCUACAAUCCGAAAUACCGAAGGUAAAACCCCUUUAGAAGUUGCUGAUUCUGCAACAAGGUCUGUUUUAACAGGAGAUUAUCGUAAGGAAGAGGUUUUAGAGGCUGCUAGAACUGGAAAUGAAGAAAGAUUGUUACAAUUGCUCACCCCUAAUAACGUUAACUGUCACGCCAGUGACGGGCGAAGGUCUACCCCUCUUCACUUGGCCGCUGGUUACAAUAGGAGCAGGGUAGUUCAGCUGUUACUCCAACACGGUGCCGACGUUCAUGCUAAAGAUAAAGGGGGCCUCGUUCCUUUGCAUAAUGCGUGUUCCUAUGGCCACUUUGAGGUGACGGAAAUGCUAGUGAAAGCAGGUGCUAACGUCAAUGCGAUGGACCUCUGGCAGUUUACUCCUCUGCACGAGGCGGCUUCCAAGUCGAGACUUGAAGUCUCCUCGCUCCUUUUGAGUCACGGCGCCGACCCAACUUUACUCAACUGUCAUUCUAAGAGUGCUAUAGACGUUGCACCAACAAGGGAGCUUCAGGAACGGCUUGCAUAUGAAUACAAAGGCCAUUGCUUUCUCGAUGCCUGUCGUCAAGCCGACCCGUCUCGUCUGAAGAAAUUAAUUUCUUCCGAAAUAGUCAAUUUCAAGCACCCGUACACAGGAGAUACUCCUUUGCAUGCAGCUUGUUCAUCUCCUUAUCCUAAGAGGAAGCAAAUAAUGGAGACAUUGGUCCGUAAAGGUGCCCACUUGAACGAAAAGAAUAAAGAUAUGCUGACUCCAUUACAUCUAGCUACUGAUAUGAGCCAUCACGACGUUAUGGAUACUCUCCUGAGGUUAGGUGCUAAAGUGAAUGCUUUGGACGCUUUGGGUCAAACAGCCCUUCAUAGGUGCGCCCGAGAAGAUAAUAUUCAGGCAUGUAGGAUAUUACUGUCCUAUUCCGUAGACACGACCAUUGUUUCUCUACAAGGUUACACUGCGCUGCAAGUAGCUGCGGAAAAUGUUCAUAAAAUAUUACAAGAACCACCAGCUAUUUUGGAUUUAGAGAACAAAUUGCUGGAAGCGUCGAAAUCGGGAGAUUUGGACCAGGUUCAAAGGCUGUUGACCUCUUAUCCACACAUCGUUAACUGCCGAGACUUGGACGGAAGGCAUUCGACUCCGUUGCAUUUUGCUGCUGGUUACAACCGUGUUGCAGUUGUGGAAUACUUACUUUCUCAUGGUGCAGAUGUGCAUUCUAAAGAUAAAGGAGGGCUAGUUCCUUUGCACAACGCUUGUUCUUACGGCCAUUAUGAAGUGACCGAAAUGUUGGUAAAACAUGGAGCCAAUGUUAACGUAGCAGACCUUUGGAAAUUUACUCCUCUUCACGAAGCUGCGGCCAAAGGAAAAUAUGACAUUGUGCGUCUCCUCCUACAGCAUGGAGCUGACCCAACAAAGAAGAAUCGUGACGGAGCGAUGGCCGUCGAACUUGUAAAAGAAGGUGACCAGGAGGUCGCCGAUCUCCUUCGAGGUAAUGCUGCCCUCCUCGACGCAGCCAAGAGAGGUAAUUUAGCGAGAGUACAGCGUUUAGUAACACCGGAGAAUAUCAAUUGCCGUGAUACCCACGGUAGGAACAGUACACCACUUCACCUUGCUGCUGGUUACAAUAACGUCGAGGUAGCAGAAUUUCUUCUAGAGAACGGUGCUGAUGUAAAUGCUCAAGAUAAAGGAGGGCUAAUUCCGUUGCACAACGCCUCCUCGUACGGUCACCUGGACAUAGCUGCUCUCUUGAUUAAAUAUAAUACCGUCGUUAAUGCCACUGACAAGUGGGGCUUCACUCCCCUUCACGAGGCAGCUCAGAAAGGUCGAACCCAGCUUUCUGCACUACUGCUGGCUCACGGAGCUGACCCCAUGCUGAAGAACCAAGAGGGGCAAUGCCCUCUUGAGGUAGCGAGUGGGGAGGACGUGCGCUGCUUGCUGGAGGAUGCGAUGGCCGGGCAGCCACCUGCAACUCAGGGUCCUACGCCUCUGCCGUCGCCUCCUCUCCCCGCUCCUGAAGACCAACUGCUUCUUCCUAGCGGAGCUUCACUCGCCCUUCCCCCACCUUGUUACCACAAGGGCGACGGAGCAGUCUCGCCAGCCAAGUCUGCCGAUGACACUAUUCAUAAUUUGGCUUCCUUCCUCACUUCUAUUGGUUUGGAGCAACUUAUCGAACCAUUGGAGAGGGAACAAAUCACUUUGGAUAUUUUGGCAGAAAUGGGCCAUGAAGAUCUGAAACAGGUCGGUGUGACAGCCUACGGCUACCGCCACAAGAUCAUCAAGGGCAUCGAGAAGAUUCAACUCUCACCAGAUUUGAAUCCGUUAAGUUGGCAACAAGGGACUCUUUUAGUUGAUUUGUUGAGAGAAGAUAAGGAGUUCAUUGCUGUCGAGGACGAGAUGCAAAAUACCAUUCGGGAGCACAAGGACAACGGACUCUCUGGCGGUGUUUUCUCUCGAUAUCACGUUAUUAGGGUCCAGAAAGUUCAGAAUAAAAGGCUUUGGGAUAAAUAUAAUCAUAGACGGAAUGAAGUGGCAGAGGAAAAUGGAAAUUCGGCCAAUGAAAGGAUGCUCUUCCAUGGAUCUCCAUUUAUCAAUGCUAUCGUCCAAAAGGGUUUUGACGAGAGGCAUGCCUAUAUUGGUGGCAUGUUUGGUGCUGGUAUAUACUUUGCCGAACACUCUUCCAAGAGUAACCAGUAUGUUUAUGGAAUUGGUGGAGGAACGGGCUGCACCGCUCAUAAAGACAGGUCCUGCUACAGCUGCCACAGGCACUUGCUGAUGUGUCGGGUCACGCUCGGAAAAUCAUUUCUGCAAUUCAACGCCAUGAAAAUGGCUCAUGCUCCGCCUGGUCAUCAUUCAGUGAUGGGAAAACCUUCUGCUGGUGGUCUCAACUUCCCCGAGUAUGUAAUAUACAGGGGAGAACAGGCCUAUCCAGAAUACCUGAUUACCUAUCAGAUAGUAAAGCCAGAGGAAACACCGGACGUAAGCCUGAAUAUAAUUUGUAAGAUCGAUUGGAACAAAGUGAUCUGCAAUAAUAAAGAGGAGGAAUCGAAACUUAAAUUGAAAGCUAAUGAUUUUACAAUCAAAGUAUUCAAUGAAAACGAUGAGCUUAUUUAUGAAAAUAAAUAAUCAUUCAUAUUUCUUAUAUUUGUAAACACAAUGAUAAAGAUGAAAGGACUUCUGUAGAAUUUACAUUUUGACAUAAUUUAUUUCAUUCACAUUUAUUAAUAUCCCAUCCACACCAGUGGCAAACAAUGUUGAAUAAAAAAUUUGCCAAAAAUGUGGAAAAAAGGAAACAUAUUUAGCAGUCAAAUAACUGAAGGAGAAUGUCAGUAGGGAAAAUAAUUUUUGUAAAAUAAAAUCAAUAUAUUUUUUUUCAAAUUUUUAAACAUUUUUUUUGUUUAU